This is a messenger RNA of Clupea harengus (Atlantic herring), 1067 nucleotides long. It is a transcript of the gene pth2, whose product is annotated as parathyroid hormone 2. Gene Ontology annotation, cellular component: extracellular region. The record is from RefSeq and is a predicted model, not a curated record. Gene Ontology annotation, biological process: neuropeptide signaling pathway. NCBI's taxonomy places the organism in Eukaryota, Metazoa, Chordata, Actinopteri, Clupeiformes, Clupeidae.
GGACAUCUGUUAUUCCCUUUGACUUGUCUCUCCCUUUCUCACCGAGACAUCAUUAGACUGGCGUGACGUCCGUGGUGGUGGCGGCAUCUCGUCUUUGGCUUUCCCUCCCCCUGUCCUUGUCUCUAUUUAAAGCAGUGCAGGUAGCAGGAUGUCCACGGGUGUGGUUUAGCGACGGGCCUUUGAUUGUUUUGUGAGGGAUGGAGACUGACACAUGCACUUUCAUGGUGUUCUUCCUGUAAGCCCACGUAUAAAAGCCCAGGCAGAGCCUCAAGUGAAGCAUUCGUGGGUCUAAAACAUACACAACAGAUUCAGACUGCAAGUGGCAGCGGGACCGAUUCACUCCAAGGGAGAGGGGCAAUCAAACUCUUCAAGUUUGUUUAAAAUAGGCCAGGAAAUUGCUGUAUCGGGACCCCCGAAAAUUCAACAUAAGAACCGCAUUUAUAGAUUACAUUUAUAAAACACCCUUCGAUUGGACAUUCCCAAAACGCAACACAGCAGUUGGUUUCCAAUCUGCUCACCUCUGGCAACAGUGACCUGCGCAGCCAUUAAGAUGGCUUAUCUUACUUCUCCGCGUCUUGCCCUUCUGCUGUUAGUCUUGAUAUCCGUGACCCUUGUGACCUCUGGAUUUCCCCAACACCGACUGAGACCCUUACGAAACCCCUCUCCUAUUGGCCAGGAUGAUUCCAAAAGUGACCAGUGGGAAAUGAUGUACCCUUCCAUAUCGCUCCGUGAUUGGAGUAUUCAGAUGCUGUCAGCUCCGGACUUCGGUUCAGCCAAGACGAAGUCAGAGAUUCUUGGUGAGGAUGAGGAGUGGGUUCCCAUAACAUCCCAAUCACAGAUGGAGGAGGAGAUGACGAACGGUUGGCGCAGCAACUGGAUGGCCCAGCCUGUGAACGAGGAGAAGAGGAAUAUCGUAGUGGCAGAUGAUGCCGCCUUCCGGGAGAAAAGUAAACUUCUAACUGCAAUGCAGAGACAGAAAUGGCUCAAUUCUUACAUGCAAAAGCUACUGGUUGUGAAUUCAUAGACUUGGUGGAUAGGGGGGAUUAAAGUCAUUUCUGUUAAGUCUU